UUCUCCCCGGCCCUGGCCAGCCCGGGGGCCAGGCUGGCCACCCAGGACACGCAUCCGUCGCUGGACCUGGAGAUCCAGCGCCCAGAUGCUAUGCCGGACCCGGCGAUCCGUCAACCUCUCCCUCUUCUCCGCUGCCUGGGCUUACUUUGUCUUCCGUGUCUCUGGAUGCGCCCAGCCCGGCCUCCGACUUUGGGUGGGGCCCGAAUCAGGUCCGGAGAGGCAGGGCGGGGAGCGGUGCAGUUCUCACCCGACCACAUCCUCCCCUGGAGGCGGGAAAACCUGUUUGCCGGGCUGCUGCAGGAGCGGAUGCAGAGCCUCCUCCAGCUCUGAGAGUUCGACCUGAAGGUGUCCCCGUGCCCACUGGGGACCCCCGCCCCUGGCCAGAGUCACGGCCCCCAAGCCUCUCGUUUGAGGAGAUUUUAGGGUCUGGCCCCUAACUCCCCAGAGGGGCACAUCUCGAGGCAGCCCCUCCUGAGGACCCGAAGAAACAAGCACCGUGGAUGUCACUCUUCCUUCCUGGACCUGGCCAGAGUCCAGCGGGGGAAAGGACGACCUCAGCUGCCCCACGAAAUCAAUGCGGUUUCCCCCUGCUGGAGGCAGCUGCCCACCUCACCCACCCAGCCCCAGCAGUCGGAACCAGACACUCCGGAAUUUGCUGGGACUCUCCAGGCCCUUGAUCAUAACUCCUCCACACGCAGGGCUGGGUCUGGGGGUCCUCAGACUGAGAAGAGUCCUGGCCUCCCGCCCUUGGGUCUCACUGUGACCACCAGGUGGGGGGUGCAGGGGGCAGGGGGACUGGCCCUGAACUCGUCUGCCUAGGGUGGGCAGGCAGCACGUGGGGUCUUGACUUUGUGUAGGAAAGCUUCCACAUCACGAGUCCCGGUGACUAGGAGGGAACGUUUAUUAAAGCUGGGGCCAGUGAAACGAGGAAGGGCUUCGGAUAGAGGGAGCAACCGGAGAGGGACCAGGUAGGGAAAUGAGCCUGGGCUGGGCUGCUUUGGCUCACUAGGAAACCAGAGAAAAGGGGGACUUGGGGCCCUGGCAGGGUGGCUCAGUCGGCUGCAGCAGCAUCUCCGUGCACCAAGGUUGCAGGUUGGAUCCCCGGGCAGCAGAUGCAAGGGCUGACCGAUGAAUGCAUGCACAGGUGGAGGGCAGAUACUCGGGUGUCUCUCGGCUGAGAACCGACGUGCCUUUGCACCGCCUGAGCGGCAGUCCGCGCAUCUGCUCCCUCAGACUGCCAGCAUCUGCAACAGCAUCUAGACCCUGCAGCGAUUCGGACUGCAGGUUCCAGACCCGCCGGAGGACGUGAGCCAUUGAUGGGCAGAGACAAGACUGCAGUCCAGUGCCCGGGACUGUGGGUCCCUAUGCUGGCUGUCCUGCUGGGAGCCUGCCAGGCCCUCCCCAUCGCAGACUCCAGCCCCCUCCUCCAAUUUGGGAGCCAAGUCCGGCAGCGGUACCUCUACACAGAUGAUGCCCAGGAGACGGAGGCCCACCUGGAGAUCCGGGCUGAUGGCACCGUGGCGGGGUCUGCCCGCCAGAGCCCCGAAAGUCUCUUGGAGCUCAAAGCCCUGAAGCCAGGUGUCAUUCAGAUCUUGGGGGUGGUGACCUCCAGGUUCCUGUGCCAGAGGCCAGAUGGGUCCUUGUACGGAUCGCUCUACUUCAAUGCCAAGGCCUGCAGCUUCCGGGAGCUGCUUCUGGAGGAUGGGUACAACAUCUACCAGUCAGAGGCCCUUGGCCUCCCACUCCGCCUGGCCCCCCACGACUCCUCAUCCUCGGACUGGCGCCACUGGGGACCCUCCCGCUUCCUGCCGCUGAAGGGCCUGCCCCCAGCGCCGCCGCCAGAGAGCCCAGGGGUCCCGUUCCCCGGCCCCCCAGAUGUGAGCUCCUCCGACCCCCUCAGCAUGGUGCGGUCCUCACUGGGCCAAAGCCCCAGCUAUGUGUCCUGAAGCCUCAGGCCGCUUACGACUGCGUCUCCUCUUUAUUUAUUGGGUUAUUUAUCUUAUUUAUAUUUUUACUUUUCUUACUUGGAAUAAUAAAGAGUAUGAAAGAAAGAUCA
Molecule: messenger RNA, 2056 nt
Organism: Phyllostomus hastatus (greater spear-nosed bat)
Lineage: Eukaryota; Metazoa; Chordata; Mammalia; Chiroptera; Phyllostomidae
Gene: FGF21
Product: fibroblast growth factor 21
Exons: 4
Coding region: 1317-1946 (209 amino acids)
Biological process (GO): positive regulation of protein phosphorylation; cell differentiation; animal organ morphogenesis
Cellular component (GO): cytoplasm
Molecular function (GO): fibroblast growth factor receptor binding; growth factor activity
Source: RefSeq, a predicted model, not a curated record